Drosophila erecta is the source of this 525-nucleotide messenger RNA. RefSeq names its product tubulin-specific chaperone A (gene Tbca). The transcript is spliced from 2 exons. The record is from RefSeq and is a predicted model, not a curated record. Gene Ontology annotation, biological process: post-chaperonin tubulin folding pathway; tubulin complex assembly. Gene Ontology annotation, molecular function: beta-tubulin binding. Gene Ontology annotation, cellular component: cytosol; microtubule cytoskeleton. NCBI's taxonomy places the organism in Eukaryota, Metazoa, Arthropoda, Insecta, Diptera, Drosophilidae. Bases 178 to 510 code for a protein of 110 amino acids.
CCUGGCUCUGACUCACUGGGCGCUCUGUACAAAAACAACAAAGAAAGCGUUGCUACCACACCGAAUCUCAGCCGGCUGUUCGAAGUUUAGUCGAAAUAACUGUGAUUCAGAACAGGAACUCCACGUCGAGCUCCACCAACUCAGUUUGUAGUAGAACGCAGCGGAGGCCGCACAAAGAUGACAGACCCUCGCAUCCGGCAGCUGGUAAUUAAGUCCGGAGUCGUCAGGCGGCUGACCAGGGAGAAGUACUGCUACGCCAAGGAAGUGGUGACCGAGCAGGCCAGGAUGGAGAAGCUCAGGGGCGACGGAGCCGACGACCACGUACUGCGCAAGCAGGAGGAGGUCAUCCAGGAGUGCAUCAUGAUGGUGCCCGACUCCAAGAGAAGACUGCAAAAGGAGUACGAGGUUCUGGAGAAGUACCUCGCCGAUGAGCAGGACCUAAAGGAGACCGAGGCGUAUACGAAGGCAGCAGAGAUCCUCAAAGCAGCCAAAGCUGAACUGGAGGCCUAAGACCACCCCACACCU